AUGCCCCAGAAGCGGAAGCAGCACCCUCCUACCACUGAAGAUCCUCCAACUGUUUCCUCCUCCGAAUCCGAGGAAGAUGAUGAGCAAGCACCUUCCUCUCAACCGCAUGCAGCACCAGCAGAAGUACAGGUUUCAUCCUCUGAGGAAGACGAUACUUCCCAAGAUGAAGACGAUGAGCAACGUCCCAUUCUCCCUGCUUCUGCACCAUCCGACCCACGCCCCAAAUUCUCCUCCUCAGAGUCCGAAUCCGACACUGACUCCGAACCCACCCCGGCUAAACCCAAACCCGCGGACCAGGCCCAGACCCAGCGUUUCCCCACGCCGGUGAAAUCGGGAUCCAAGCGCCCCGCCAGCGUUACUGAGCCGAAACGCGCGAAGAAGAAACCAACCGGGGCUCCUUCUUCCUCUGUACCUAAUGAUGAGGCGGUGGAGGACGGGAAGAAGUCCAGCGGCCAGAUGAAGGCGUUCCAGCGGAUCUGGAGCAACGAAGACGUGUUAGGGAUUUUGAAGGGCAUGAGUGAAUAUAUCUCAAUGACUGGGCAGGAUCCCUACAGGUACGCGGACGCAUUCCACAACUUCGUUAAGAAGUCACUCCACCUGGAGGCUUCCAGCAGCCAGCUGAAGGAGAAGAUCCGACGCCUGAGGAAGAAGUUCGAGACUCUGGAGCAGAGAGAGAAGCAGGGGCUGGAGCCUCGGUUCGUGUCACCUCAAGACGAGACUGCGUAUGAAAUCUCCAAGGAGAUUUGGGGUGAAGGAGCCAAUAGACUGGUGGAAAAGCCCAAGCUUGACAGGAAAGCUGCUAAGACUGCCAAGACUCCCAACAGUAGUGCGACAAAACCCAAACCCAAACCACCGCCGGAGCCAUCAGCUCCGCCCCCGGAUUUACCGGGGUCGGAAAACCAUGAUGGUGAUGACGUGAGUUUGCUUUACCGCGAGAUUUCUCGUUUUCAAGAGCUGGAUAAGGAUGACAUGAAGAAGGGACUGACGCUAAUGGGAGAAUCGAAGAGGAAGGAAUUAGAGGGAAGGUGGAAGAUCUUGCGGCAUGCUGAGAUGGAGCUGCUCGUAAAUCGCCAUCUACUGAUUGCGGAGCAGAUUAAGUUGGUAUCUGAAGCACUGCUUUCAAGUUCUUGA
This is a messenger RNA of Sphenostylis stenocarpa, 1131 nucleotides long. The record is from the annotation of a GenBank genome assembly. Lineage: Eukaryota; Viridiplantae; Streptophyta; Magnoliopsida; Fabales; Fabaceae.